Molecule: messenger RNA, 551 nt
Organism: Somion occarium
Lineage: Eukaryota; Fungi; Basidiomycota; Agaricomycetes; Polyporales; Cerrenaceae
Source: the annotation of a GenBank genome assembly
CAGGACGCUGACCAUACCUUCAAGCAUCAUGAGCAUUGAACCUACCUCUGCCAUCAUCAACCCUUCCACCCAGCUCCAGGUCAUCUUGAAAUGGGUGGAAGGCAUGGCUAAGGCUGACUUCGCCAUGCUGGAGAGUGUGAUUUUGGACGACUUCAUCCAGGAAGCAUAUCCUGUGAAUCUCAGACUUCCUGCAUUGACUAGCAAGACUGCGUUCAUUGACCAUGUCAAGCAAAUCCUUCCUGUAUUCUCGAACUUCCAGAUGAGCCUCAACUGCCCAAAAUCAAUGAAGUCAUUGAUACACCUGGUGAUCCACGCAAAUGCGACUGCAGACACGUCGAUCAACUUUGACUACGUCAAUGAGUACAUCAUAAUCUUCUUCAUUGCAGAGCAAGGAGGGAAGCUGGUCCUAACGAAAGUGAAGGAGUUCAUUGAUUCGAAAUUUACCGCUGGAUUCAUCGAGGCUUUGCAAAAGACUGGGCGGCUCGGUAAAAUAUAGAUGCAGAGAUAUCGAGAUCCAAGUGUACGAGUGAUAACAAAGCAUUAUGAAGCCG